GACGAGAUACUGUACAGGGUCGCGGUGGGAAAGCUGUAAUCUUGCGACAUUGUGGGGAAUGCGGGUACUUCUCUGUACCUCACUACACCUGGAUAGCCUGCUUUUGGUUGAACCCACCUGCUUUCUGCGAAAGGAGAGAGCCUACAGGCCGGGUUUGGACUACCACCAAAAUAACCAACCCGCAUCCCCAAACCUGAAAGUCAUUGCAUCACAGACCAGCGACAAUCUUGAUGCGUGCACUCAACAACGUCUAGACUAAAGGACCCUGGCCGAUUUGUUUUCAUCUUUCUCUUCUCCCAUUUUUCUACCCUCUUUGCUUCGUCCUCCCGUCCGCCCGCCCACGCCAAUACAGUGCAGCAGCAUCUAUCCGUUUGGAUCAGCCGUUUGGACGAGCGGACAAGCACAGCACAGCACCGACCGAUACCAACCAAACCUUGACCCAAAACCCCUUCGCGCGCCCCGACACACACAAAGCUCGCCAUGGCUGACGCGCCAAAUGCGAACGACGAGCUCUACCCCAUAGCCGUCCUCAUCGACGAGCUCAAGCACGAUGAUGUUCUCCUUCGCCUCAAUGCCAUCCAUCGACUCUCGACCAUUGCCCUCGCGCUUGGCCCUGACCGCACUCGCGAUGAGCUGAUCCCUUUUCUCGACGAAUCCGUCGAGGACGAGGAUGAGGUUCUUGUUGCCCUCAGCGAGGAGCUGGGUAACUUUGUCGAGUAUGUCGGCGGAUCGCAGUGGGGACACGUCCUGCUAUCUCCCCUCGAGAAUCUUGCUGCUAUCGAGGAGCCCGUUGUCCGAGACAAGGCUGUUGAGUCACUGAACAAGAUUUGCGCCGAGUUGUCACCGAAGCAAGUCGAGGAAUACUUCAUCCCCUUGACUAGUCGCCUCUCCAAGGCCGACUGGUUCACUUCCAAGAUUUCUGGAUGUGGCCUCUACACAACACCAUACAGCAAGGUUGCGCCGCCGCUGCAGGAGCAGCUGAGGCGCGACUUUGGCCACCUUGUGCACGAUGAGACACCCAUGGUCCGCCGGCAAUCGGCCACCCACCUCGCCAAAUUUGUCAAGGAGAUGCCGGCUGCGGUUGUGGUUGAUGAAAUGAUACCCAUGUUCCAGCACCUUGCGUCAGACGACCAGGAUAGCGUUCGCCUGCUCACCGUCGAAGUUCUUAUCUCCGUCGCGGAAGUUGUUCCCAAGGAACAGCAGUCGAGCCAUGGUGUCCUGUUGACUACGCUCCGCAACCUGAUAGAGGAUAAGAGCUGGAGAGUUCGUUACAUGAUUGCAGACAGGUUCGAGAAGAUUGCAAAAGCUGUCGAUGAUGAGGUGGUAUCCAGGGAUCUUGUCCCAGCGUUUGUUAAGCUCCUGAAGGACAACGAGGCCGAGGUCCGGACGGCCAUAGCAGGGCAAAUUCCAGGUUUCUGCGCCUUGAUCGACAGGACGACACUUCUCAACGAGGUUAUGGGCAGCAUUGAGGACCUAGUCUCGGACAAUUCGCAACAUGUUCGCGCAGCUUUGGGUACACAGAUCUCGGGCUUGGCCCCCAUCCUUGGCAAACAAGAGACCAUUGACCACUUGCUCCCAAUGUUCCUGCAGAUGCUCAAGGACGAGUUCCCCGAGGUCCGGUUGCACAUCAUUUCGAAGCUUGAGCUGGUUAACAAUGUUAUUGGCAUUGAGCUCCUCUCACAGUCUCUGCUCCCUGCUAUUGUUCAACUAGCUGAGGACAAGCAGUGGCGGGUGCGGUUGGCCAUUAUCGAGUACAUCCCACUGCUGGCCAGCCAGCUUGGAGUCAAGUUCUUCGAUGAAAAACUGAGCAGCUUGUGCAUGGGUUGGCUUGGCGACACCGUCUUCUCCAUCAGGGAAGCUGCAACUCACAACCUGAAGAAGCUCACCGAAGUCUUUGGAGUCGAGUGGGCCAGUGAGGCCAUUAUUCCCAAGGUGAUGGCUAUGGGCAACCACCCCAACUACCUGUACCGCAUGACAACAUGCUUCGCCAUUUCGACUCUGGCGACCGUUGUUAGCAUGGACGUGAUUGGUAAGAACAUCCUGCCGAUGCUGGACAAGCUCGUCGUCGACGACAUUCCCAACAUCCGGUUCAAUGUCGCCAAGACAUACGGUGUCUUGAUCGACGUUCUCCGGCGCCUUCCUGAGGAGGGUACCGUCUACUCGCUGGAGAAGGCCGGCACGCCGUUCAGCCCCUCGUCCAGGGGAGCAGAGCUUAUCCAACAGCGCGUCAUGCCAAGUCUGGAGAAGCUACAGAAGGAUGACGAUGUAGAUGUUCGAUACUUCGCAACGACGGCGGCCGCGGCUGCGUCUGGACCGCUCCCUGGCGGUGAGCCUAUGAAUACGUCACCAUAGAUUCCCAGAAAGUCUAAUGAAGCAAAAUCCAUGUUCUUAUUUUUAUCAUAUCGUCUUCUCAAGGCCAGUUUGUUGGAAGAAUGUGGCCAUGACAAGACCCCUCGGUGUUUUGAAAUUCUUUGAGAGCAUAUACAGGAGAGGUCCGCGACAUGGCAUAGUGGUCCUGUCUCUCACGGCGCAAAUGAGGGGUGGUUUAUAAAAAAAAAUUGGCUGCUAUCAGAUGCCGAUGGAAAGAGAGGUUGAGAUUUCGCGAUUAA
Pyricularia grisea is the source of this 2609-nucleotide messenger RNA. RefSeq lists its product as uncharacterized. Gene Ontology annotation, cellular component: protein phosphatase type 2A complex; cytoplasm. The record is from RefSeq and is a predicted model, not a curated record. Gene Ontology annotation, biological process: protein dephosphorylation. The coding region runs from base 481 to 2352 and encodes 623 amino acids. The transcript has 9 exons. Gene Ontology annotation, molecular function: protein phosphatase regulator activity. Lineage: Eukaryota; Fungi; Ascomycota; Sordariomycetes; Magnaporthales; Pyriculariaceae.